CCUUGCCUUAAUGAGCUUCAGAUCACGAGUUAGGAAAACAGCUUUCAGUACAGGGAUUUUAGAACAAAAUUGGCAACACACUCAGAUUCUUCAGGCAGAGCACAGGAGACAGACGGAGAGAGACAAGAACACCAAGCAGCUUUCUGAUAAACCUUCCAAAUUCAAGAUGCAACAGAAGCCUCAACAGUGUGUCAUGGGUACUCUUGUCGUUGCUUUGCUAAUUCUGUCAACCGUGGCAGCAGAAGCAGACAAAACAGAAAAGCAAGGAAAAAAGGAAAGAAAGUCCGAUUGUAGUGAAUGGCAGUGGAGUGUUUGUGUGGCUAACCUUGGGGACUGCGGUCUGGGAACAAGGGAGGGAACUCGAACAGGAGCUGAGUGCAAACAAACCAUUAAAACCCAGAGAUGCAAGAUUCCAUGCAACUGGAAGAAGCAGUUUGGAGGAGAAUGCAAGUAUGAUUUCCAGUCCUGGGGAGAUUGUGAUAUGACUACAGGGAAGAAGAAUCGAACUGGAACUUUAAAGAGAGCCCUAAUGGACGCCACCUGUCCUGAGAGUGUCAGUGUCACUAAGUCCUGUGGUAAAAUCUCCAAGGCAAAAUCUCAAGAAUCCAAGAAACCAAAAAGGGAGGGAAAGAAGAAGGACAAAGCUCCUGUGGAAUAACACAGCUGGUUUGGCCAUGUCUGCUUGUGCUGUCCUGAUUAACCUUUCAUAUGGAUUACUGUAUGGUAUUUUUUAGGUUUUGUUUCCCUUAGAUUAAAUAGGGAUAGGUAUGCACUUAAAAGAGAAAAGAGUAAAAGUUAGUAAUUCAUUUUAAAUACUUAUACUAUUGUAUAUUUUAAAUACUGAUAAUAUUAUAUAGGGUUUUCAAAAAAAAAAUAAAGAAGAUGAAUGGUUUACAUUUUGUUAGUAUAUUUUUCUGUUCACGAUAUCUGUGUAAAAAAUAAAUAACAAUGAUUUAUGGUACUUUAGACAUUAUAACAUUAUACAACUUUAAGUUCAAUUUUGUUAUUGAGAAAGCAUUGUUUACUCUUUGUUUCUGUUUCACAUUCAGGUUCAGAUCUCUUUUCUAUUCUGCUUAAAAACGUUAUUUUAAACAUGGUGAAACUAUCUCAUAUAGUGUCCUUCUUCUCCUGUUAGUCUUAACUUUUUACAACAUGCUAAGAUUUUAUGAAUUCUUUGGAUGUUUUUUAUCAGUAACAUAACAGGAAGUACAAUUUUCUGAUACACUUUGGAGUUAGUUAUGUUCAAAUAAACUUUCUUUUUGAGUCCUUAA
Molecule: messenger RNA, 1271 nt
Organism: Erpetoichthys calabaricus (reedfish)
Lineage: Eukaryota; Metazoa; Chordata; Cladistia; Polypteriformes; Polypteridae
Gene: ptn
Product: pleiotrophin
Exons: 5
Coding region: 11-658 (215 amino acids)
Molecular function (GO): growth factor activity
Source: RefSeq, a predicted model, not a curated record